Messenger RNA from Salvelinus sp. IW2-2015, 3075 nucleotides. Its product is annotated as retinol dehydrogenase 12. Lineage: Eukaryota; Metazoa; Chordata; Actinopteri; Salmoniformes; Salmonidae. The record is from RefSeq and is a predicted model, not a curated record.
UCUCGUAUUGCCCAUGAUACAUUAGAGAAUACGAUUGUAAUCUCUUCGUAAUCUGAAGACAGACGCUAAAUCCCUCUACUUAAAUUGCUUUAAARCUAUGAAUAGCCUCGCUCUCAGAUGAGAGCAUCAUAGCCGACAAACAUCGUAAUAUUCCUCGAUUAGAACGAGGUGACUCCCAAGGCGGACGGUAUUCAGUCCGUCCACCUAAARUCUGGCAGGUUUUUGCCUAGGCUACGGAUAAAAUGUGGGAUGAAGUUGAUCCGUCUGCGCCGGUUAAGUAUGGCGCUGUCAUAGCGGUCACAGUGAUCUGCGUUGUUCUGUUGAGAAAAUGGAUUGCUGGGGGUGUGUGUCAAUCUUCAGUCCAAUUACGUGGCAAGACGGUGUUGGUCACCGGUGCCAACACCGGCAUUGGCAAGGAAACGUGCCGUGACAUGGCACGUAGAGGGGCGCGGGUGGUGAUGGCAUGCCGGGACCUGACACGGGCUGCGAGCGCGGCGGACGAGAUUCGUCAGGCCACGGGGAACAGCAACAUCGUAGUGCGGCACCUGGACCUGGCCUCUAUGUACUCUGUCAGAGAGUUGGCCAAAGAGUUCACUGCCAGUGAGGAUCGCCUAGAUAUACUCAUCAACAACGCCGGUGUGAUGAUGUGCCCUAAGUGGCUAACAGAGGACGGCUUCGAGACACAACUGGCUGUCAAUCACCUCGGACACUUUCUGCUGACCAAUCUCCUUCUGGGGAAGCUCAAGAGCUCCGCCCCUAGCCGUGUGGUCAAUGUGUCUAGCAUUGCACACAAAGGGGGUAAGAUCCAGUUUGAUGAUCUCUUCUUUGCCAAGAGGCCGUACAACUCCCUGGUCAGUUACAGGCAGAGCAAGCUGGCCAACGUGCUAUUCUCCAGAGAGCUGGCCAGAAGGUUGAAAGGUACGGGGGUGACGUCCUACAGCCUGCAUCCCGGGGUGAUCAGGACAGAGCUGACUCGCCACGUGGAGACUUGGUUCCCCAUGCUGAGGGCCAUCCUGUCAGCCCCCUCCGUGCUCCUCAUGAAGACCCCCACCCAGGGUGCCCAGACCUCCAUCUACUGUGCUGUCACCCCAGGGCUGGAGCACAAGUCUGGCAGCUACUUCAGUGACUGUGCCAUGACGGAGACUGCCCCAGAGGGGAGGGAUGAUGCGGUGGCCAAGAGGCUUUGGAAGGAGAGUGCCCGUCUGGUGGGUUACAUAGAAAAAGACUGAACAACCCCCUCUACCUGAAAACUAUAGAGAAAGACUGAACAACCCCCUCCACCUGAAAACUAUAGAGAAAGAGUGUACAACCCCCACCCCCUCACCUCAAACUAUAGAGAAAGACUGAACAACCCCCUCCACCUUCAAACCAUAGAGAAAGACUGAAACAACCCCCCCCCACCUUCAAACUAUAGAGAAAGACUGAACAACCCCCUCCACCUUCAAACCAUAGAGAAAGACUGAACAACCCCCACCACACGAAAACCAUAGAGAAAGACUGAACAUUCCCCUCCAUCUUCAAACCAUAGAGAAAGACUGAACAAUCCCCUCCAUCUGAAAACUGGGAACUCAUGAACUUGGACAGCCCCAACCCUCUCUGACAAACAGCAUCAACAGAUUGGACGACAGGUACCAAGGAAUCCUCAAGUCUUCUCUGACCUCUCAAUAUAAAAAAACCUGUAAGGAGUCUUCAAAAAGACAUUCAUGGGUGAUGUAUAGUUACCAGGUUGGGGCGUCCAUGCUUACCUUGGAGAUUGCAGACUGAAAGACUAACAGACCUGUAGGAACUCAACUCGGGACAAAAAGUCCUUUCACCUCACUAUGCUGGAGAUCAGAUAUCCAAUACAUUUUUUGGAGCCUCCAUCGCCAGUCAUUCUUGUAGUAUUCUGGCCCCUGUUAACAGGGGCGUCAUGUACCCCAACAAUCUGAGGUUUAACGGGGGUCAUGUACCCCAAAAAUCUGAGGUUUAACAGGGGCGUCAUGUCUCCUAUAAAUCUGAGGUUUAACAGGGGCGUCAUGUACCCCAACAAUCUGAGGUUAAACGGGGCUCAUGUACCCCAAAAAUCUGAGGUUUAACAGGGGCGUCAUGUCCCCCAUAAAUCUGAGGUUUAACAGGGGCGCCAUGUACCCCAAAAACCUGAGGUGGCACAAAGUAUGUGAUGAUGGCUGGGUUGGUGGUUGGAUAAUUUAGCAAUUUUUAAACACCUGAAACAGCUUUUUCCUGCAAUCUAGAGCCAUGAUCAUUAUGUUUAAUUUUAUGUUAAAAAUAUGUAUAUUUUUCUGCAUAUCUCAGCAUACUUUUUGAACUGUCUGAAUCGACCUGACUGGGGGUUCUUUUUUUAAAGGAACAAAAUAUUCUUCUCUACAUCUCUGCUAAAAAUCUGGGUAAAAGAUUGAAAGGAAUGUGAGUCUUAUUCAGUACAUUUAAUAAUUCCUCACUUUUCUAAAGUCUACCAACCUUGCCAGCAGGCAUGCCAGCUAAGAUAGUUAGACAAGCUAGCUACUCUAACUUGUUAGCCUGAGAUGGCUUCUUUAUAGCUAGUUAUGAGGUUGGGAGAUUGGGAACCUAUCUGGGCUAGCUAAAGCCAACUUCAUAAAAUUGCUAGGAGGCUAUUUAUUUUUUAAUCUAUAAAAAUAGGACACAUCUGAAGGGGCACGUGCCCCUGUGCCGCCUAUGGGCAUUAUGCCUCUGCCUGACAAUAUGAAUGUCAGUUGAGAGUGUUGUACUUGGUAGCUUAGUACAUUGGGAUGAAUAUUACACUGGUGAUCAUGCAUUUACUGCAGUUUAACACUUUAGAGUGUCAUGUUUAUGAAAUAAGCAGGUAAAUAGUAUAUUUCAUCAUUAGAGAUUGCAGGUAAUUAUUGCCAAGUAUUCACCUGGUUAUUUCCUGAGGGCACUGUAAAAGCAUGUUUAUACUAAAUGUUCUCUGUAAAGAGUAGUUGUCUUUUGGAAUUCACUCCUGAAAUGGGAAACUACUGAUGGUCGUUCUGUUUUUCAAGGAAGGAUCAUCUUCAAGGUAAUUUUGCAAAGUAGCAACAAGGACUAUCUCAAAUAAAAUUUUAGCUUUGUUUCUGU